Racocetra persica is the source of this 553-nucleotide messenger RNA. NCBI's taxonomy places the organism in Eukaryota, Fungi, Glomeromycota, Glomeromycetes, Diversisporales, Gigasporaceae. The record is from the annotation of a GenBank genome assembly.
AUAUGGUCUGAGUGAGGGUAGGCCCUCUGAAAAAGGUAUUCGAAUUGAUGCACAAACUUUUUUAGAUCAUGUAUUGAAAGAUGAUGAUUUAAAGAAUACCAAACUUAUAACGUAUGGUCAAUCACUUGGUGGUGCUAUAUCAAUUGAUUUGGUUUCGAGAAAUGAAGAUAAAUUCAGUGCUAUGAUUUUAGAAAAUACAUUUUUAAGUAUUGUAAGUAAACCAUUUUCGCCGAAAGUGAUACCUUAUGUCAUGCCUCAUUUGAAAUAUUUGGCAUUUUUAUGCCACCAAAUUUGGCCUUCAGAAAACUCAAUACGACAAAUAGUACAUACACCAAUACUAUUCCUAUCAGGUGCACGUGACGAAAUAGUACCGCCAUCUCAUAUGACCGAUUUAUACGAAUUUUCACAAACAAAGGACAAAGAAUUUAAAAGGUUUGAUAAUGGUUUCCAUAAUGAUACUACUAUUCAGCCAGGAUAUUUUGAAACUAUUGGGGAAUUUUUAAGAAAAGAAAAUUUGUUGGACGAUGAAGGCAAGGAAUGGGUCAGAAUUUAG